Molecule: messenger RNA, 2027 nt
Organism: Elaeis guineensis (African oil palm)
Lineage: Eukaryota; Viridiplantae; Streptophyta; Magnoliopsida; Arecales; Arecaceae
Product: calcium uptake protein, mitochondrial
Biological process (GO): mitochondrial calcium ion homeostasis; calcium import into the mitochondrion
Cellular component (GO): uniplex complex
Molecular function (GO): calcium ion binding
Source: RefSeq, a predicted model, not a curated record
UAAACCCCCGCGGUUUCGGUGCCCCACGUCUCGCUCCUCUCUCCGUCUGUCAAAUCCUAGUUAUCGACGAAGGCGAUGUUAUCGGCUCUCCGGCGAGCACCGAUCCAGCGGCGCAUCCUUGCCGCCGUGUUCUGCGGCGGCGCGGGGGGAGCGUCCGGCUGCGAGAAGGGAGGGGGUCCGGCCGGCGGCCCCACCGGGGCCCUCGGGAAGGCGGCGGUCGGGAUCCUGGCUGCCGGAGGGUCUGGCCUGGCCCUCUGGAUGUUCCCUUCUUCCUCUUUCGCUGACUCCGCGUCGGAGCGGAGUGAUCCCAAGCAUCAUCAGAUCGCGUUUCGGGAUCCAAAGCAAGGGAAGAAAUUUAAAUUUCUCCUUGGAGAUUCAUAUCGCAGAAGGGUGUUUUUUAACUAUGAGAGACGGAUAAGGAUGCUAAGUCCUCCUGAAAAGAUUUUUGAAUACUUUGCAUCUGUCCGGAGCCCAGAAGGGGAAGUAUUUAUGUUACCCACAGAUUUGAUGAGAGCAACCAUACCUGUAUUUCCUCCAUCAGAAUCAAAUAUUAUUAGAGAAGGACAUCUUCGAGGGGAGCAUCAUCCUAGCGAGUUGCACUGUGCUCCAUCUCCCUUUUUCAUGCUUUUUGAUACUAAUAAUGAUGGACUUAUAUCCUUCCCAGAGUAUAUCUUUUUUGUGACAUUGCUUAGCAUUCCUAUAUCAAGCUUUAGUGUGGCUUUUAAAAUGUUUGAUCUCGAUAGUAAUGGAGAGAUAGAAAGAGAAGAGUUUAAGAAAGUGAUGGCAUUGAUGCGUUCAUAUAAUAGACAAGGAGCCAGUCAUAGGGAUGGACACCGUAUUGGUCUGAAAGUUGGUGGAUCUGUAGAAAAUGGGGGUCUAGUGGAGUAUUUCUUUGGCAAGGAUGGAAAGGGACGCCUCCAACAUGAUAAAUUUGUUCAUUUUCUAAGGGAGUUGCAUGAUGAGAUCGUGCGCUUGGAGUUUGCUCAUUAUGACUUCAAGUCGAGAGGAACCAUUUCUGCCAAGGAUUUUGCAUUGUCUAUGGUAGCUUGUGCUGAUGUGAACCAUAUAAACAAGUUUCUUGAUAGAGUAGAUGAAUUGAACGGUAACCCACACCUCCGAGAUAUGCGCAUUACCUUUGAGGAAUUUAAGACCUUUGUGGAGCUUUGUAACAGAUUACAAGCAUUGACUUUAGCAAUAUUCGGUUUUGGCAAAGUAAAUGGUUUGUUGACAAAGCAAGAUUUUAAAAGAGCAGCAUCCCAUGUCUGCGGUGUCUCUGUGACUGACAAUGUUGUUGAUGUCAUUUUCCAUGUAUUUGAUGCAAAUUUUGAUGGAAAAUUAAGCUCAGAGGAGUUUCUAAGAGCAUUACAAAAGCGGGAAAGUGCCAUUCGCCAGCCAACCGCAACAGGUCUUACAGGGCUGUUGUCUUGCUGGUUGAAUUGCAAAAGGAGUUGUUCUGUACCUCAAAUCUCUAUGUAGAUCAUGGUGCAGUCUGCUGUUACACCAAGCUGGAUUCACUAAAGUAGGAGGGUCUCACUUAUUACAGUAAUGUGGUUGGAUUAGGAGGAUGGUUUGGUUGAUAACCCGUAUCAAGGGCCGGGAGAUGCUUAUAAUGUUGGAUGCCAGAAGUCAUGAGGAACCUCUUUGGCAGUUGGCACCACCACAAGGGCAUGCCUGCUCGAGUUCAGAUCCUCUGGCUGUACACGUUUUGCACGGCAGAGGGCUGUAACCUGGCGAGCCAUCAAGCCAUCUAUUUUGGAACUGGAUGGCUAUUGCUUACCUCAGGAAUGGAAGGCACCAUGUCGGGUGCCAAACAUGGUCGGUUGUGUUCAUUUUCGAGAUGGAUGAUGUAAUGGCUUUUCAGACAAUCUUUUAUGGUGCAAGACAUCCACUGUAGAGGAAUCUGACUCAUGCCUGCUCUUUUGUAAAUAUUACUUAUGUGGGUGGUUGUAGCUCUCAAUUUUAUGCAUGUAUGAACUUUUUGUAAAUUAUUUGUUAUUCAAUGCUAAAAGAAAAAAAAGUUGGAGAAA